GAUGUGGUUAUCUUUAUCCAUAUUUUCUUAUUGAGGGGAUGUUUGCUCGAUAAGAAUCGUGUAACGAAUGUCACAAUAGGUUCAGUGUGAGCUAUUCCGCCAUGUUGGAAGCAGAAGGUCAGCUUGCCGUGUGCAAAAUUUGCACACGUCUCCAAUCCGGGAGGGAUAUUUAAAGCCGUGGUGGGCUUUACAUGCGCAUAGGUGUCCUACGAGUGACAAUGGACGACAGUGAGUCUGUGGACGGCAGUCUGACUACAGAAGUCAGUGAGACCCUUGGUGAGACGGACGAGAGAGUGGACGGUGGACUUGAGUGUGACGACUCUGACUGGCAUCCAGCCACUUUCCUACAGCGGUUACAUGAGCUCAGGUCUGAGGGUCACAUGUUGGAUGUGACUCUGUGUGCUGAAGGGAAGGAGAUCCCCUGUCACCGCCUAGUCCUGUCAGCCUUUGCUGAGUACUUCCAUGCCAUGUUCCGCGGAGGCCACAAUGAGAGUAAGAAGGACAAGAUAGAGAUAGGAGGGGUCAGUGCAGUGGCACUACAGCUGCUAGUGGACUAUGCGUACACAUCCAAAAUCACAGUCACCGCUGAUAAUGUCCAGUCACUGUAUGAGGCAGCUAACAUGCUGCAGGUAAAGGGUGUUGAGGACAGGUGUGAAGAGUUUCUGACAGACGAGUUGAGCUCUGAGACAUGUUUGGUAACUUGGGUACUGGCAGACAAGGUGUCGUGUAAACGAUUGCUAGAGAAGGCAAAAUUCUGUUCUCUAAAAUACUUUGAAGAAGUCUGCACAACAGAGGAGUUCCUUGAGCUACCUGUGGACAUUCUGAAAGCGUACCUCUCAGAUAGUGGCCUUCAUGCUAAGAAAGAGGAACAAGUGUUGGAAGUGAUCAUGCGCUGGGCUGGACACGAUCUUCAACAGCGACAAAGACAUGUCAAGGCGCUCCUUGAGUGUGUUCGUUUCUCACACGUGGAACAAGACUACCUGAAGGGCAUUCUGAAGAAAGACAGAACAUUGUCAAGUGUUCCUGGAGUCAAGGAACUGAUACAGGAUCAGUCUAUGCACGCUAGACCUCGUCACAUCCAUCAAGAGGAAAUUCUUGUUCUAGGUGGCGUCAAACAUGUCAUGCAACCAGAGGAAGAGAAUAACAAGGACAUAUACAGACUAAGCCUCAACUGUGAUUGUGUUGACAUUUCUCCAUUGCCCGAAUCAGUUGUGAAAAUCAACGGAUAUGAAGCUUGUGCUGUUAACAAUGAUGUUGUUAUAACAGUGGCUCAGUCACUUUCUGAAUGCAAAGUAUGGCAGUAUAAACCCUCUCUCAAUUCUUGUACUCAGCUGGGAAACCUUGUUAGGAAAGAGAGACAUUUGCAUAGUGUAGUAGCUUUACAGGGACAAGUGUAUGUAGUUGGUGGUAUUACUUCACCCAGUUGGGCACCAGUAUAUGAUGUUGAGGUGUACAGUGAAACGACUGAUAGUUGGAAUCUGGUAGCACCAUUGUCACUACAAGGGGGUGUAAGGGAUUUGGGCAUAACUACCUGUUGUGGAAAAAUCUUCGUAUUCGGUGGUAGAACUGGACACUGUACUCUAUGUGACCAGAGUCAUAUCACAGAUGCUGUUCAAUGUUACGACCCUACCCGAAAUGUGUGGACUUUUGUUGCACCGUUACCAAAUCCAAUGCAAAGUGUGAUGGCAUGUACAGUUAACUGUAAGAUCUAUUUGGUUGGAGGGCAGUUAGCACAUGUUCUGUGCUAUGAUCCUCUGGAAGAAUGCUAUGUGAGAAUGACUGGUCGACUAGCCCCAUGGUGUGCAUGUGGUGCCACUGUGUGUGGCUCUGACAUCUACAUCAUUGGUGGCUGUGACAGAAAGUAUUCACUCAGUGAAACUGAUGAUGACGAUGAUUAUGAGGAGGUUUCCCAUGCUGCAGUCCAAUGUUAUAAUGUGCCGAGUGAUACCAUGAUUUUACUGAAGGAAUUCCCACUUCCAAUCUCUGAGCACAUCAGUUUAACAAUACCAAAACUAUAAGCUAGUAAAUAGCGUUUGUUUCCUCGGAGCUAGAUUUCAAUUACUUUUCAUAUUCGUAUUAGCAAUGUUUUACCCAGGAUUUUAUAUUAGUGGUAUAAUGGCAAAGUAUAAGCAAAACGAUCAAUUGGGUGGAUGGUGUGAAAGAUUGCCCUUCCACUGUGAAGAUAUUUUUAAGAUGUAGGGUAAAAAGCUGCCAUUCCAAGGGCACACUACAUAUAAAAUGUUAAUUAGAAUGUUUUUUUAUCAGUUUGGAGGAUCAUACCAAUAUUUUUUUUCAUAUUUGAUCAGACAUUGUUACACAAGUAUCACUAUGCCAAUUGAAAAAAAAGCCUAGUGGUCCUCAUGUAGUGUAGCCUGGGUACCAUCCUGGUAGUAGUUCGCUCCUAUGUUCGCAGAGAAGCAAUUGUAUAUAUAAUAAAAGUUGGAGCCAACUAACUGUCUGGCUGGUUACCAGGAUACAUGUAGUGUGGUUGUGGUUGUAAAUUAUGGUGUGUUGGCCUAUUGUGGUAAAUAUAUACUAGCUAGAUCCUUGGGUAGAUUUGAAGUUAACUCGCUGGCUAUGAUGUGGAUGUUAGUUGAAAAAAAAUCUGUAGCUGUAAUAGUAAUAGUCCUUUUCAUUUGUUAAUCAAUUGUCUUUGGAAUUUUUUAUAGACUUAAUACUCACAUAUCAGACCAUUUCUGAUAGAAUGUACAAGUAGACUGGAUAUGUUGUGGUAAUUAAACGAGGAUUAUUGAUUAUUGCAGCCGACCGAUGAUGAUGAUUAUGAGAAAAAAUAUAGUUACUUUUAUUCAGAACUUGAUUUCAUUCCUCAACCAAUCAUAUCAUAAUAAUAUCAAUUCUCAUUU
This is a messenger RNA of Branchiostoma floridae (Florida lancelet), 2864 nucleotides long. Its product is annotated as kelch-like protein 24. The transcript is spliced from 2 exons. Gene Ontology annotation, molecular function: protein binding. The coding region runs from base 192 to 2018 and encodes 608 amino acids. Lineage: Eukaryota; Metazoa; Chordata; Leptocardii; Amphioxiformes; Branchiostomatidae. The record is from RefSeq and is a predicted model, not a curated record.